AUGGAUCCCAAUCCAUUCCCUCCACCAGCAAGAGGCAGAUGGGGAAUCAACCCCUUUGCAAACUGGAGGAAUCAUCCAGAUUUUGAAGAAGAGGAAGAACACAGGGAGGAAGUUCUGCCCAGGCCAUACAGAAUGGAGCACAGGAUUGACCACGCCCAGCCAGAACAAGGGCGAAAUCCGCACCCUAUCAAUGCUUUAAAUGACAUGGGGGCAUUACAAAGAAUGAUCAGGGAGAUGAUGGAACCUGAAGCUAGAAGAAGAGAAAGGCCCACUUACAAAAUGCCAUAUCCGGCUUACAUUGAUAAACUUUUCCACCAAGCGAUGAUUUCUUGGCAAAUAAAUGAAGGAGCAGUGCGCUAUGCUGGAAUAGUGACGUUUUGGGCUUUUAUUGCGAUUUUGGAGCCCAAGAUGACCUCGGAUGGGUUUGUGGCCUUCUGGAGAAGUGUUCGGAAUAUUUUUAUCUUUAAAACGAGCUAUCUUGGGCCAGAUUUGGGGGAGAUUUGA
Molecule: messenger RNA, 504 nt
Organism: Prunus armeniaca (apricot)
Lineage: Eukaryota; Viridiplantae; Streptophyta; Magnoliopsida; Rosales; Rosaceae
Source: the annotation of a GenBank genome assembly